GACAGCAUCCACCUCCUCAGUCACGGACGCGCACACACAGCAGCUCAGUAUUAGAGAAUACAUCCUAGCUUUUGCACACACAUCUUCCUACAGACGCACCAUAACAUCACAUUAUUACAUUUAUCAGCAUUAUUUUCCUAACUGGAUAUUGAUGAAUUUUCUUGUAAAUUCGCCGUAACGGUCCAUCCGAUCGUAUCUGCUUUUAUUAUUUCUUGCCUUCCCGCAUCCAAAGACUAACCCUACGCUACAAGAUGGCUGAGUUGAAUUUGGGGAAGGGGCUGACUGCAGGGAAAGUGGCGAGCAACGUUCAGAAAAAACUAACCAGAGCUCAAGAAAAGGUACUCCAAAAACUGGGAAAAGCUGAUGAGACCAAAGACGUCGCCUUUGAGGAGGGAGUUAUCAACUUCAACAAACAAUAUGCAGAAGGCAGUAAACUACAGAGGGACCUAAGAGCAUACCUAGAGGCAGUGAAAGCUAUGCAUGAGUCGUCCAAGAAUCUGCAGUCAUGUCUGGCUGAUAUGUAUGAGCCGGACUGGUAUGGCAGGAAUGAAGUGGAUUCCAUUGUGGAGGAUUGUGAUGUUCUGUGGACGGAUUAUCACCAGAAAUUGGUCGAUCAUGCUCUCAUUUCCAUGGAUACCUACCUGGGCCAGUUCCCUGACAUCAAGGCUCGUAUUGCUAAGAGAGACAGGAAACUGGUUGACUACGACAGUGCCAGGCAUAACUAUGCUGCCACACAUAAGACCAAGAAAAAGGACGGGGGCAUUAAAAUCACCAAGCCCUCUUCUUUGUUGGAAAGAGCCACUCCAGGCUGGGCUCAGGGUAUCCUUUCUGCCCACAAUGUUGCCCAGAGCAGUCUGUCCAGGAGUCAGGCUGAGGAGGAGCUGGAGAGAGCUCAGAAGGUGUUUGAGGAAAUAAAUAUCGACUUGCAAGAGGAGUUACCGUCACUUUGGAAUAGUCGUGUUGGGUUUUAUGUCAGCACCUUCCAGAGUUUGGCUGGUUUCGAGGAGAAGUUUCACAAGGAAAUGAGCCGGUUGGAUCAGGAUUUGCAUGAUGUUUUGGAGAAACUGGAGACAACAGACCCGACCAGAAAGACAGGUAACGGCCGCGCCUCAACGUCAGGAACAAAUAGGAGUGGCAGAGAUGCAUCCAACCACACUCUCAGACCAGGAGGACCACCCCCCAUCCCUAAAUCUCCUUCCAAGCUAAAGCCAGCAGUGCCUCCUCCACCUAAGGUGACCCCAUCAAAGGAGCUAAAAACAGAGAACAUCAUCAACUUGUUUGAUGCUGCAGCUACACCUGACAUCAGCGUCACAUCUCCAACAGAGUUUAACAGUCCUGCAGUGAGCAGCCUAUUGGACAUGGACCUGGACUCAUUCAGUGCAGCAGCCAAAGCCCCUACGGUCACACAGCCUGCAAACUGGGACUCAUGGCCUGAGGACAGUGCUGCCCAUGAAGAGACCCCUGAGCGCUAUGACCCAAUAGCAGCUGCCACAGAGGGCUGGGGAGAUGAUGGAACCCAACCGGUUCGCUAUGAUCCCAUAGCUGCUGCCACAGAGGGCUGGGGGGAUGAUGGAACCCAACCGGUUCGCUAUGACCCUGUAGCUGCGGCUCAGGAGGGAUGGGAGGCUGAUGAUAACCAGCCAGCUCAUUAUGACAACGUUACUGAAGCCCAGGAGGGCUGGGGCGACGAUGGGAGUCAGCCAGUCAGAGAAGUGCCGGCCGCAGAGGAUGAAACACCUGCGGCCGAGGCUGAAGCCGAGGCUGAAGCUGAGGCUGAGGCUGAGGCUGAGGCUGAGGCUCCGGCUGAGACAACUGAAGAAGAGGAAGCCGCCCCAGCUGCUGCUCCGUUGGAAAAUGAAGAGGGUCAGAGUGAGUCAGCAGCAGCUUCUGCAGCCUCACCUGUUGAAACAGCAACAGAGGAAGUAACUACACCACCCGCAGUAGCAGCAGAGUCGACAGAAGUAGCACCAGAGCCUGCAGAAAUGCCCCCUGGCUUCUUGUUCAAAGUCCAGGUGAUGCAUGAUUAUGCUGCAAAUGACACAGACGAACUGGAGAUGAAGGCUGGUGAUGUGGUGCUCGUACUCACCUUUGACAACCCAGAAGAACAGGAUGAUGGCUGGCUGAUGGGAAUAAAGCAGGAUGACUGGCAGCAAAACAAAGAAAAUGCAGUUAAAGGGGUAUUCCCUGAAAACUUUACCCAGAGGCUGUGAAAAAGGACAGGACGCCAUUCCAAUUUCCUUCUUUCUGUCUCUUUCCUCUUCCUUCUGUCCUUUCCUCCUUAUCUUGUUCAGAUACUGUAUCUUUACUAGGACUUUGGCCAUAGAAGCAGAGCUGUCACAGCCCUGGCUGAAAUCAUGCAUUUCUAAGGUCUGCUACACUGUGCUAAACGUGGAUCUUGGCAUUUCUGCAGAUUUCUGCCAACAUUUACAAAUUACAAAUAUAGCCAUUACACAGGUCCCACUUUCUACUGUCUUUCUGCACUAGUGCUAUAUUAUUUCCAUCCCUCAUGGGAGGAAGUGAUCAGAGAACCCUGAUUUUAAUAGUAUAGAUGCAAAGAUAGGGUACCUUUGCAAUGGCUACCACUGUAAUUGCAUCGUGAUGUUUUAACAUUAUGUCUCAUGUUAAACUCUCCAAGACAUAUUCCAUCACCAUAACAGAGAAAAUGUCAGUUAAGAUCUGCUUUUGUUCAUCUGACCAUAAGAAGUGGAAGACAAUGUAAAACUAGACCAUGCCAAGUGUAGCAGAGUGUUCCUAUAAGCCCUGAAAUCUGUUUCAUUGGGAUGUGAAGUGUUAUUAAGAUCAGACUGGAAGCUAAGUACAAACUGAAUAGUGCUGUUAAGGAUCUGUCACUUGGUAGAGUGAUGCUGUACAAAUGUUCACACAGAACAUAAACACAUGUCAAACUCCUACAAGACCCUUUUCUCACAGUGGAAAAAUGUAAAAAUCUACUUAGAAGGAUGUACUUUAACAACACAUAAAAAUCAUCCUGAAAUCUGGCUUUAUUAAAAAAGACCAGAGUGAUGCAGACCUUCAUCAUAACUUCACAGACCUAUGAAAGAGGUGGCAUGAAAAUUGUAAAUUAGAGUAUUUUUUUGACAAUGACUCUGAAAUCCUCAAAAGGUUCUUGGCAGAUCACAAUGCAAACCCCCCCCCCCCCCCAAGCUGUGUAGACCACUGUUAGAAAAAGGCCUGUCAAUGGUGGAUCCAAUUAAAACAUACACCGAUUUUGUACAGAAUGCUUUGAGAGUAGUUAGGUUAGCCACAUGUGUAGCCAUGAAGUGUAAUUUUCCUUUGGUAUGCACAUUUUUCCCUCACCUGGGCCUCUUGGUAAUUUCAAUAGCUGGCUAUAAUUCUGAUGCAGAAGCUGGAGGUGUAUCAGUGGAGGUUUUCGACAUCACAGAUUACCAGUAUUUACUACUUCAACCACAUUAAUUAGUCCUAAGGUUCUCAGAUUGGUGACAAUAUUAGUGAUACAAGGCCUGCCCUUUUUUCCAACAUUUACUUAUGGAACAUGACCCUGUGAUUGUUGUGCUAGUUUGGAUCCUAUGGUUGGAUAAUUAGUUCAAACCUGUUGUAAACAUCCCAACCUAUUUCAAGUGACAGCUGGAGCUAAAAAAAAAAAAAAAAAAAAAAAAGGAGAAAUGCAAGUCCUACUGAGAACAGCAAGAACAUUUUUGAGAGUGGUGGGAUUUUUUUUUUUUUUUUUUUUUUUUUUUAUCUGUUGCGCAAAUUAAAGUUGUGUGGAGUUAUCUGGAGCAAGCAUGUAAGAAAUCCUUUUCCCGUUUUGUAACAACAGAUUCCAAAUAUGCAUUAGCAGGCUUGCUAAUGAAAAAGCAAGCCAACAAACGACACCAAUAUGGAGCUGCUAAUGGUAGUAUAAUAGUAAGUCAGAAACAGUUACACUCUAAUCUAAUAUAUAUAUAUAGUAUAUAUAUACAUAUAUAUAUUUAAAACUGAGCAAGUCUCAGUCAUUUUCAAGAAAUGUGCCGAAAACAAUUCCUUCCGUUUGCAUAGAGACAACGUACGUAACUCCAAUGCAGAUGAUUCAAAAUAUGCACCAGAGCAACUCCUUUUAUUUUUGUAUGCUGCCAAGCAAUGAUUACAUAUAGCCUAAUAUAACUAUGUCAACAUUAUUGCCAACUGAGGAUGUUAUGGUGUUUUGUACUGUCAGGUUUACUGCUCUCGACAUAGCCACAUAAGUAGAUCAGAUUAUCUCACAUUAAUUCAUCCAUCCAUUUACUUUUUCAGAGGAGACUCACAUUUCUCAUGAUGUUUAUCAAGAUGUAGUAAGUGUGAAAGAGACAACGUGUGUGUGUUUGGCUGAGUAUGAGUGUCUAUGGGUCGUUUGAACAUAAAUUCUUUAUCUAUAGGCUGUUGUUAUUGGAUGAUUCCACCACAACCUGCCAGGGGAUGAGAUCAUCCACUUUACAAGAAGCUUUUCUGACUGGACAAAGACAUAUUUGAGUCUUUCCUCACUGGCUGGUAUUAUGGUUCCAGGUGUUAUUGUGCAUUUGUUGUGUAUAAGUGUAAUUUUGCCAAGCUGUGAUGACAGAUACAUAUUCUAUAAUGACAUUCAUAUCUGUAUGUGAGUUACUGUGAGCAUGCUGACUUCCCAUGUGUUGUUGUGUGAACACCCUUAAUUUGACGAAAAUGAUACUUGGGUCACUUUUGAGGCAGUUGAAACUAUCUUUUUUUUAUACUUUAAUUUAUUUUCUUUAUUUAAUCAGGGAGCAGACGGUGGUUACGUGCUGUAUGUUUUUUCCUGCCUUGCCUCAAAAUGUUGCUGUAGUAUCAUGGUCCAAACAGAAAUAAUCAUGAUUAUAUGGAGACGGGACACAGAAACAAACCACCAGACUCAGGUGGACGGAUUUUCUAAUGGUUUUCAGUAUUUUACCUUCUUGAAAUGUGCAUGAUAUUUUCAUAUGUAUUUAAAUGAACUGACAUGUGAGAACAUCACCUGCACGUAAAGGUUAAAUUUUCACAUUUUAAUUUUUUUUUAAACAUUAUAUACAAUUUGGUGAGUGUUUUACCUGGGUCUGGAUCUCUGUCUGUGUCAUCACUGAUCGGUCUCCUGCAAUGAGCUAUGGGAUAUGACAAAAAAAUGUUUUUCCUGUACCUAACUGACCAAUAACAAUAAAGAUUAUAGAAUCUA
Sphaeramia orbicularis (orbiculate cardinalfish) is the source of this 5152-nucleotide messenger RNA. It is a transcript of the gene bin1a, whose product is annotated as bridging integrator 1a. The record is from RefSeq and is a predicted model, not a curated record. Gene Ontology annotation, molecular function: phospholipid binding; tau protein binding. The transcript has 20 exons. Gene Ontology annotation, cellular component: cytoplasm; synaptic vesicle; plasma membrane. Bases 252 to 2210 code for a protein of 652 amino acids. Lineage: Eukaryota; Metazoa; Chordata; Actinopteri; Kurtiformes; Apogonidae.